UAGGUAGCUUGUCCUUUAAUAAAUUCCCUCUGAUUCAAACUGGUUCCAAACUCCUAACCAAUAUGCUUGUCUAGAUUCUAAUACAGUAUUCCUUCAAACUAAAGUAGAAGAAUAUUCCUAACUCUUUCUUGGCAGCGUUCUUCAUAAGCUAUCACUAUUAGAUUAGCUGUGGCUACUACUAGUUCUUGAAACUGUUUUUUCCAAUUUUCAUCCUACUGGAAAUAGGUAGUUAGCGCAUCUUUUCAUCGAGCUGGUUGAAUGGCGGACUGGGGACCAGUGGUCAUUGGGGUGGUACUCUUCAUACUGCUGCAGCCGGGGCUUCUGUUUCAGAUACCUGGAAAUGGCCGAUCUCUGGAGGUCGGGGGCAUGAAGACCAAUGGCAAGGCCAUUGCUGUUCAUACUCUUAUUUUCUUUACUCUUUAUGCUAUCCUCGUUCUUGCUGUUCAUGUUCAUAUCUAUACUGGCUGAGUACUCACAACCUAAAGCUAAAGGUGUCGCGUCUUUACUUACCAUUUUCAUUGAAGCAAUAACAUCUGUUGAAGAUCUGUAUUUGAUUUUCUUGAGAAAGAAGAAAGAUUUUAUGUUUCGUUUCUGUUACUGAUUGUUUAAUAUAAAAGAAUUCUUCCUUUUCCACUUUUAA
Messenger RNA from Nicotiana tabacum (common tobacco), 640 nucleotides. Lineage: Eukaryota; Viridiplantae; Streptophyta; Magnoliopsida; Solanales; Solanaceae. The record is from RefSeq and is a predicted model, not a curated record.